CCUCGGACGUCGCGUUUUACCAUUGGACGAAAUUAUCCGUCUCCCUUUGGUUCCGACUCCGCCGCACCGAUAUAACCACCUUUCGCUUCGACUUUCGCUUUCGGUCUCCUCCGUCUUCCUUUCGUCCAUUUUUUUUUUUUCUUUUUUUUUCUUUUUUUCUCUUUCUUCUCGUCUCGUCUCAUCUCGGCCGUUGGUCUAAAUUUGCUCCUCUUCCUAAUGACUCGUUGUUCUAUCCGAUUAUCGCCGAUCUCUUCUUUAGAUUCGCAAUCAGUUCGCGAGAGUCGACCUAAAUAUAAGCACACGGUAUAACGAACGCGCGGUCGAGCGAGAGAAAAGAAAAAAAAACGAGAUUUGUUUUCUUCCCCCCCCUUCCGUGAAUGUUAACGAAUCGUUUGUAAUAACAAUAAUUCGAAAAUAAAAGAGCGGUUGUUGUACCUAAAAACGUGAAAUAGGAAAACGAACGCUAAAUAGAGUUUACACGUGUAACGGGGCAUGGAAUCUAAUUACAAUUAUUCGAUCCGGAUAUAACUCGAAUAAAAAAGAAAAGAAAAAAAAGAAAAAUCCACCGCAGUGUUGAUGUAAAUUGAUAAAUUAAUUACUGAUUAAUACCCAAGUAAUUAGAGAAUAGAGAGAGAGAGAGAGAGAGAGAGAGAGAGGAAUCAGAAAAAUUGGAAUCGGUGAUACGCCGCGGUUCAAGCUGGAGCUGGGAAAGAGGAAUUUUCACCUGCGAAGUGUGAAGUCUGAGCAUACCUGGGAUCGCCUAAGAAGCACUUCCCCCGAGUCCUCCCCGGCCAAAAUCACACGCCUUACCUCUCCCCGGUCCUUGUCCUCUUCCACUUCCUUCCCUCUUGUUAAAACCUCCCUCAAUCAUAUUCGAAAUAUUGUCAGCACUACAGCCAUGGAUAAUAUGGAUCCCAAACCAAUGCUCAAUGACGAUCCGUCGGUCACAUUAACGAUCCGCCUUAUUAUGCAAGGAAAGGAAGUUGGCAGCAUAAUUGGAAAGAAGGGAGAAAUUGUAAAUAGGUUCCGUGAGGAGUCUGGUGCCAAGAUAAAUAUCUCAGAUGGCUCCUGCCCAGAGCGUAUAGUCACUGUAACCGGCCCCACAAACUCCAUAUUCAAAGCGUUUACCUUGAUUUGCAAGAAGUUUGAAGAAUGGUGUUCGCAAUUCCACGAUAUUCAAGGAAGUGGCGCCGGUGGUGGUGGUGGCGUACCCAGGCCGCCUAUAACACUCAGAUUAAUCGUACCAGCAUCUCAGUGCGGAUCGUUAAUUGGAAAAGGUGGAUCAAAAAUAAAGGAAAUUCGCGAAGUGACCGGUGCCUCUAUCCAAGUCGCCUCUGAAAUGCUACCAAACUCAACGGAACGUACAGUGACUAUCUCAGGCACCAGCGAGGCUGUCACGCAGUGCAUCUAUCAUAUCUGCUGUGUCAUGCUAGAGUCCCCUCCCAAAGGUGCCACGAUCCCUUAUCGCCCUAAACCCCAAGUUGGUGGGCCAGUGAUCCUGGCUGGUGGGCAAGCCUACACCAUCCAGGGUAAUUACGCGGUGCCCGCCCACUCGGACGUAAGUACAGUAUUGCCAUUGCCCGCCCCCCAUACCGGGCCAAACCCACCCUCGCUGAAUACCACCACAUUGACCAGCUCCCAUUUCGCAACCCAUCACCCAUCACACUAUGCUUCACAUGGCCACCCGCUCCUCCCCCCUCAUCUUACCUCCCAUCAUCCACUUCAUCCAAGCCCCCUUCACGCCAGCGUGGCAGGCCUCGCCGACCCCCUGCUGAAGAGUGGACACUUGCAGGCAGCCCUCCCGCCCGUACACCUCGUGGCAGAUGCCAUGGGGAAAUUGGGAAGCAAUCCUCUCGCUGGUCUUGCAGCUCUAGGUCUCGGAGGCCUUGCUACACCUGCAAACACUGGCGGACUGAAUCCAGCUGCUUUAGCAGCGCUCGCUGGAAGUCAGUUGCGCACUACCAACACCAACAGGCAACAACCCGCCGCUAACAAUCAGACACACGAGAUGACUGUACCAAAUGAGUUGAUCGGUUGCAUUAUUGGAAAGGGUGGCACCAAAAUAGCUGAAAUUCGUCAAAUAUCAGGGGCUAUGAUUCGCAUCAGUAAUUGCGAAGAGAGAGAAGGAGGGGCUACUGACCGGACCAUCACAAUCACUGGAAAUCCAGACGCAGUUGCUCUCGCACAAUAUCUCAUCAAUAUGAGUGUCGAACUGCAGAAAGCUAACUUAGAGGCCCAAAAUACCCAAACCCCUGGCAGCGGUACCACUCCCGGGGCAUCCGGGGCCAGUGCUUCCCCCUCUACCACUACCACCACUGCCUCUCCUUUGGCCAGCGCCAUUCCUCUGGCUCAGCUGCUUAGCAAGCCAGGUGCUCUCAACGCCCUAUCUAGCCUCACUGCUCUUGGCGGGCUAACGGAAUUGCUAGGUGGGGCUACAGGUGCAACUACGACUGCACUCCCGGUGCAAACCACUGGUGUGCACCGUUCACACAAGCCAUUUACACCCAGACUACGUAGUCCCGGUGCACCCGGGCCCACAGACAGCGGCAAAUUUAAAUCUGAACGCACCAAGUACAAUCCGUACUAAGAUAAUAAUCAUUUGAUACUGCGAUAUUGAGGAGUAUGGUAUAUAUCGUGGACUCGGAGUGCUGCAAACCUAUAUUUUUCCUCGAUGGAUUCUCAAAGUUGAAAGAUAUUUCAUCGAUAUUAGCUCGUUUUGUUAUCUAUCUGCCUAUCUAUGAAUCAAUCAAUCAGUCAAUCAAUCAACCGAUCAAUCAGUGAGCAUUGUAAUUAGUUUAUUCAUCGAACUUUUGUUUCUUAUAUUUUUGUUUUUUUUAAUAACUCAACUUUUUAUAGCGUAAUCAUACUCAUCCAGGUAUCAUUAUACCGUACUGCGAGACAGUGUCUUUUAUUAUUAUCAUGUAGUCUUUUCGUUUUUGUUGUCAUUAUUCAGAUGUAAUUUUCGUGAUGAUCAGAUUUUGAAGUAUCUUUCUUGUAAUUUUUUGAAUAUUUUUCUAGUUUUUUUUUUUCCCCCCCUGCGUUUUCUGUUAUAGAAACGCAUCGAAAUCGCACGAUGUCAUUGAUUGAAUACGUAUCAUAACGGACCAUUUUAGUGCGAUAGCAAAACCCCUAUAGUUGGGUUUAAUACCAUUCGUCUUUGAGAGAAAUUUUUGUAAAUCGUCAAGGUAUGCUUAAUCAACUAUCGACGUCGCUGAUGCGGUCGAAUAAUAGGAAGAUAGUCGUUUAAUAAAUAGAAUGUAAAGAAUCAGAAUUUGUAAAUCUCAACAAUUAAUCAUUCCUUUGGAACAUAAUUACCAGGGAAUAAAAUCGUUGUAUAUGUGACUGCGACUUUAACGUUGCCAAAAAUGUUGAUCCGAUAUACAUCAUGUUAGAUAGCUAAUCACUAACACGACAAAGAAAAAGCUGACCGGCUAUGUGUGUAAUCCAUAGUUCGAUAGCGCAGAAGACAUUUUGUACAAGUGCUUCGAUACGCGUCUCGUCUAGGUGUAUCAAAGAAAAAAAAAAAAGAAAGAAAGAAGAGGAACAACGAUGCCACUGAAACGGUCUGUUAGUGAUGACAUUUGAGAGCUUAUUAAUUAUAUAUACUGUCUCGUUGUCUUGUCUACCAGCGAAAUAGUUCAGUUAAAAUAUCUAUCGAUAUAUUAUAUUAGUGUAUUAUUCACAUGACAUUCACGCCUAUAACUAAUUAUUCCUGUGUUUCAUAGGCAUUACAUGCAUACACAUUACAUUUACUUCGUUGACACUACAAAUGCAAUACUUGAAUCAUUUAAUGUCAAAAAAAUGUGACGUGUCUCUUGAAGAAACUCAUUAAUAUCAAAUUUAGCAGAAUAACAGAAGAAAAAUACCACUAAUCAUUAAAAGAAAUUCAUCCGACAUCCAGGAUAAGUUUCACGUAUGCGUACGUGAUGUUUAAAUAAUAAUCACAAUGGUAAUGAUGACACAAAUAGCGACCUAUAUUGUCUGAGAAAAUCAAUUUAUUUAUUAUAUCCGAAUGAAGAAAACCACACAAAGAGAAACAAUCCAGCUUUGUAUUUACAAUUCUUCAAGCUGAUAUUUGUAUAGAACAAAUGAAAUUUUCUAGUAAUUGAGUACAUAUCCGAAAAUAAAUGAUCAUCGAGAACCGAAAAUAAAAAUUAGGGCUUCAGAGCCGAUGAAGUAAUAUGUGUGAAUUAGUGUUACGAAUUGAUUUGUCAUUUUCUGCUCUCGAGCUACGUCUAAGAAUCAAAAGAAACAAUCAUAUGCCUAUGGUAUAUUAUUACUUAGUUUUUUUUUUUUAUUUUUUUUCCCAAACCGAUAUAGAUUCCUUAAUAUUCGUGUGCUCAAUCGUAGAGUUAGUGAGAAUACAUUUAAUGAAAUUAGUUGAUUCUGAAGUCACGAUAUAAUCGCAAUCAUUGUAAAUUUAUUAAUAAAGUAUAAUAGUCCGUCAAAUCUGAUGUAGUCGAGUUGGACCUGUCCACCAUGAAUUAGGUACUUUCAUUGUAAUGAGAUUUUAUUUAUUUUUAAAUCUUCAAUAACGUGGAACAGGUCUGAUAGAUGUUACGAGGUAUGCUUAAUAUCUGAUAUUGAAAUUUUGACUUCGUUUGUUAAGGCAAUAAUAUUCAAUACAUGGGGAAAAUGAAACAAAAAAAAUGAUGGAAAAAUAAAAUCAACUUCGUAUUGUAGGCAGGAUCAUGGGAAGAAUUGAAAGCGUGUGUCGUCGAAUCUGAGCACGUCGUUGAGCUAUAUACAUUGUGUGCUUAGCAAACAUGGCUAUUCUGUAUCACCUUGUUGAAUAAAGCUAGGCAUAUUUAAUACAAACAUUUCCUUUGUCUUCCUUUUAACGCGGAAAUGUAAAAGAAUAGAAUAAUCAACUAGCUCCAAAAUGCUCGCUCGACAAGCCUUACGAAAUCCAGAUCGUAACGCGACCUAACACGAGCCUAUUCUUUUCACAUUCAACAUUUUUUCUUAUGAUUUCUUACAAAUUUCGCAUCACACGCUACGCAUACAUACAUGGUUCAUCGAAGCCAAAAUACCUAGCUCUAUUCUUUUGCAUAUCUACUUAUUAUAAAAUCCUUUCCAUUUUCAUAGGUCCAAGUAUCUCGAAGACAACUGCAUCGGGUUGUAGACGAAAGAAAUUUUCGUAACGAAAAAUUAGAAUAUAUUCGGUUCCACCAAUGGUCACGUGAUCGUGGAUUUUCAUCGAAGUACGAAAGCUCUGUUCUUCGCGCUUCCGACCGGAGCAAAACCGAUGCAGUUGUAUUCGUACAUGUUCUCCGGUUCUUCAAUUCCUGCACUAUAAGCACAUUGUAAAAUAGUAACGUACGUACAUGCCGAAGAGUGGAGACUCGUUCAAAGAGAUGUAGAGAGAGGGAUAAAGAGAACGAAGAUGUAUCCAUCCAACCAACUUGACCUAAGGCUCCUGCCCGCUACCGGAUAUCAAUGGAAACAGCAGGAAUGGCGAUCCCAGCAUAUCACUACAUCACACCGAAUCACAUCGUUAAAUCUUCGAUCCAUUAAAGAGGCUCAUAUUGUUAAAAAAAAAAAAGACAUGGGAGACAUAGCGACACAUGCAAAGCGUCUGGGGCUGAGCCAAAUUGUGUUCAUCGACAAGCUUGCAACAUGAUCACGUAACGUAUAUACAAUUAUACAACGUGUUCGAAACAAUGAGACGCAACAAACACUUGAUAAUAAGUGUAUAUAAUUUGUACAAACGGAACAAAAACAAAAACAAAAACAAAAAAAAAAAAAAAAAAAUAAUACGUUGCAGCCCCAUGCUGCUGCUGAUUGGUAAAGGGAACAAGCCAAAGAUAUGUUAGUUUUCAUUUUUAUAUUUAAAAAAAAAAAGAAGCAAAAGAGAAUAAUAUUGAUGCGAGUAAUUCUAGACUGGUUGUUAGCGUUUUUUUAUUCACGUUAUGGCACAUUCGAAUGCUAAGGAUAUGCUGGGUGGCUUUUAGUGAUCGCUGUAAUUGGCGCGACCGACUCCAAUUAUAUACAUGUCGUUGAGAGGUGGAAACUGUUGACAAAAACCGACGAAAAAGAAAAAAAAGUGUAGAGCUUGAACGAUUUGUAGAUUUUUCGAAACGGGACGAGAGAAACGAAAAAAUUUUACAUGCGUUUUUAAAAAACAAAACAAACAAAACGAAAUUUGUAUAUCAAUAACUCUCCGACGGAUCGCUCCGAGUUACCACGGAUGUCCAUCGUGCAACGGGUACAAAGUACCCGCGAUUUAAUUGUAGUUGCGUAGCUUUUGCAUGCAAAUUCAAUUCGAAAUUAUUAUUGUUAAUGAUUAUUAAUUAUUGUUGUACGAUGUUAUCUUGUUCAGGGUACGUAAAGGGACUCUUUAAAAAAAGUCAACUUCUAUACGCCUCCCCGGAUAACGAAAUAUCCUAUCGCAAACUAAUUUUUACCUUGUUAAUGACUUGUUGAGUAAUAAUUUUACUUGAUCAAAAUUGCAAUAACACGCGAAUACGACAGCUACGUAUAGAAAAAUAAUAUUUACUCGUAUAUUUAAAAAGAAAAAAAAAAAAAAAAAAUCAUAUAAUGAUUAUGUUUUAUUCGCCGACAUAGAAAUAUUGUCAUCGACGGGGUAAAAUUUAGUGAGGAAACAAAUUGUUUUUUUUUUUUUUUGUUAUUUUGUUAUUUUUCAAACAGACAAAAAGAGGAAGGAAAUGACGUAUAAGUAAAAGUGAAAAAAUGAAUUAUUCUGUGGAGUAUAAAUAGUAAUAUAUUUAUUAUACGAUAAAAAAAAACAUAAUAAUUAGGAAAGAUGUAGGGAUAAAAAAGUGCGAAUUUAAAGCCUAGUUUCGAACAGGCGUUCUUUUCCUCGACCCCCCAUCCCCCCAUAACUUCCGCAAAAGCACCGCAUACCAGGCAGAUGAUUACAGCGAUUUCAAUCACAUUUUUUCCCCUUUGAAUUGUCUAAUCCACCCCUCGUAACCCUUCGGAAACUGGAUGUGGAAAUUAUCGAUGUGCGUGAGUUGAUUUUUAUGUUGGGGGGGGAAAAAAAAGAAAAAAAAAAAAUAGAAAAAUAGCUCGCCCGUCUGCCUUUUAUGCAAAACUUGCUACAAGCCAGUCUAAUCGUAACUAUAUAUCAUCCGAAUAUAAUUCCGAACGUCACAACCAGCAAUAAACUUUGCAUGUAAAAAAUGAUUGGGUGUGUGCGUGAGACCGGUGGCUUAAUGUCCCCGGAUUUUGUUUAGGUAUCGCAAAAAUUCCGAAGAACUAAAUACCCAUCCAAAAAAUCUAGCACAGCCCACACGUCUUCGAGUCAAAGAGAAGAAAAAAAAAAGAAAUUGAAACACUUCCAGCGCGUGCCAAAUUCUUGUACUCCCAUGCUUCCCUAUUUAACCCCCUUAUAUUAUACCUAAUACCUAAUACUUGUUUUGUGUCAUAGACGACAGCAUGCUUGAGUAAUUGCUUUGCAGAUUUUACCGUUCAAUUAGAUCGCUUCGAAGAUAUACAUUUAGUAGAUAUCGUAUAUCACCGUGUAGACCAGAGAUUUUAAGGAAAAGGAAAUAGAAAAACUUCCAUCCGACGUAUCCGAACAAAGUCGUCAGGACCCAAUCCCCUACGCCGGGCCCUCCUCCUCCCCGAUCGUCAGAUUUUCCCGGGGGUGUUUGGAAAGUGUUACCACAUUGAAUAUCGGCUCAUCGUGAACAACUCCAUGAACAAUUUUAUGCUACGUAAUAUUUCGGUUACUUUUGAUUAUCCCAAAUUCUCUACAACUGUCGUACUGGCCCUCGAUGCGUACUUGACAUCAAACAUUUUUAUUGUUAGUCUAUUAAAAACAAAUUAGUGAGAGACGCGGUAUGAUUGUGUAUCAACAAUAAAUAUUGCUGUGAUUAGAUUUGAAUAUAGUAGUAGUUAAGGGCAAUUUUUAGAAAAUAUUGGAGAGCUAAGGUUCAGAUUUAAAUAUUGAAUACAUUAACGUGGACGCACUGCAGCGAGUGGCAUUAUGUACCGAACAAAUAGACUGAUAACAAUACCAGUGCGAUUACGACGUUUAAAAUAUAGAAAAUAAAUUCUAUCGUAAAAUAUCUAUACGAAACGCAUUUCGCAGUUAUUCACUGAUAAUCAGCGAUUGAAAAGCAGAGGAAACUGAGAGUGAAGGGAAAAGAAAAUUUCUCCAGGGUGUUGGGACCGUUGAACUCCUGCGAUUGUGUAUAAUAACGAGAGAGAAAUUCUCUAACUGCGUGAUAUCAAAUUAAACAGAAUUAAAAGAAAGAAAAAAACAAAAAAAAAAAAAGAAAGAAAUAAAUAAAUAAAAGUGUACCUAUUUGAGACUAUAAGAUGGUAAAAGGGUGACCAAUAAUUCACUUUAUGUGAAACCUCUUUAUCUUGUCGUUAAGUAAAAGUAAAAGUAAAAAAAGAAAGAAAACAAAAAAAAAAAAAAAACCAAGUAAUAAUUCGAUUAAAUGUUAAUCAAUUUUUUUCAUUUUAUACGUUUAUCAAUUUUCAAUACUCGUUAUUCGGCAUUCGUUUUAUGAUAUUACCGCAUGAUUAUUACUCAUAUAGAAUGGAAUAUUUGAGAUACAUAUCUGAUGAAAAAUAUCGGAUUACAAUAUAAUAAUACAUAUUAUAUCUCUUGCUCGAAUACCGCUCAUAUUUAUUCGCUAUACUCAUUACUACGAGGUAAUAGAUUUUAAAAAUCAAUCAAGUCUUGUGGGAAUAUUUCAUAGCUCUUAAGUAUAAUUAUGUCUAAUUUAAAUUGUAUAAGAUUCUAAUUGUGUACAAUUUGAAGGAGAAAAAAAACAAAAAAAAAAAACAAGAAGAAUUAUUCAUAUAGUAAUAGCAUUAUUAUCGACAUCCGGUCGUGCCAAAUGAAUUUCUUAAUGACGAUAGAAUUAAAAAGAAAGAAAAAAAACAAACAAUCUCGAAGCAGCCCUCGUGCCCCUUUUGAAACAAUGAUUGCUUGUCACAAUCACAAAAAAUCCCGCUCUGAAAAAAUUUCACAAACCGAUUCUAUUAUUCAGGGCCGAUCGAGUCUCACGAGAGUUUCUGAAUACCAAUACCAUCUCUAAUUUCGAUGGUACGAAAAUCCGCGUUCUCUUAUUUUUCAAACUCCUUGCCCGAACAAAAAGAGAUAGCAAAAAAAAUAAAUAAAUAAAUUAAUAACGCACGGUUCUUGUCGUGGCAUAGAGCAAUCUGUUGAAGCAGGGGCCUUAAUCUCACUGCGCGAGAACUGAUAAACUUCACUGAAAAGAAAAAAAAAUUUAUUGAGAUCGCACUGCGGUUAUGCAAGUGAAUGAAAAUGAAAAAAAAAAAAAAAAAAACACACAAAUGAAAAAUAAAGAAUAAAUGUGAAGCAGCAGUUACCGACCUUAAUGUAACGCAAGGCAAUCAGCUAAGAAAUAACUUAGUUUUUAUAGGAUAUUGUAUCGUGUUCGUCGUUUCUAAUCAUGACCUGAUAAUCGACUUCAAUGGCGAACGUAGUCUUUUGGAGGCAUAUUUUUUCUAUGGUGGAUAAAUAAAAGAGGAAGAGAGAAAAAAAAUUACAAACAAACACAUAAUAAGUGACAUUAACUCGAGACAGAUUGUGCCAAGUCAAAAAAAAAAAAAAAAAAAUUGAAGUAUCAGCUCAAACGCGUGCCAAGCUAAUUAAUAUAUGAGUGCCAAUAAAAGUUUUUUUAAUUAAUUCAGGAGCUCUUAAGUGUUAACGAACGUACAAUGAUUAUUGAUGGAUCUAUUUCUCUUGUGGAAUAAAAGGAGAGAGAACAAAAAUAGAACACGCACUCGGUGAUCGUUUUUGAAUUGCGAAAUAGAAGAGGAGUGCGAGAGACAGAGGCACCGAUAUACACGUAACGAUCUUAUCAAACUUUAAUUGCACUUAAUAAAUAAUUGCUUGAACAUCGAAUGCGACAAGUUUAUAUCGGACAUUGAAUGGAUCUCGAUAGUUUGAACAAUAAUAUUGCAAUGAUUGAAGGAUUUGCAUGCCGCUAUAUAUAUCUAUAUAUAUAUAUAUAUUUGUUAGAUUAAUUUUAAUAAAUUAUUAAAGUGGGUUUUUUUUUUUUAUCGGGACCCAUGAGAGAAAAUUAUUAUUAUUGAGAGGCUUCUGAAAAUGAUAGAUAUCUGUAAAAGAUAAUCCGGAUAUUUGCUGAUAAAAUGCCGUAGCAUUUCGAAGUUGUACAUACGAAAAUGUGAAUUUUAAAAAACCACUUUGACAAUGAGAUGAAUUAGUUAGUUCCUGGUUUGAUAUCAGACUUGAGAUAUCCCUACUUUGCGGAAGAAUAGCGAGUAGCGAUGCAAGUGAGAUAAUGGAAUGGCACGAAAUCCAAAGUUGAAUAUCCCUGAUCCGAAAGCAAAUGUAAAAAUAUGGAAAUUUGGCUACGCUGCCUUUUUUAUAAUUUCUUUGGCCAAACCAACUUAUGUUUACGAAGCCUUUAUAAAACAGGGUCAUAAAUACUUACAAGUAAUACGAGUAUUUAAAAUGAAGAAAAGUAGUUGUGUAAUAUCAAGAGUAGGAAAAUGUCUUUAAAAAAGAAAAAAAAAAAAAAAAACAAGGAGGAGAGAGAAAGAUAAGCAUAUUGGGAAAAGAAGGAUAAUUUUUAUUAACGCGAAAUGUAAAUUGAUCUAUUUAAACUUAGACAUUUAUUGUAAGAAAGGUAAAGAAAUAUAAAAAUACUGAUUGGUUUUCUGAUUGCGGUAAAGACUGGCGUUAAAUUAUAACGUGGAAUGUUUCUUGCGGCACAUUGAAAUGUGUAAUGAAAUAAAUCACAUGUGAAAUGAACCAAAUAUCUUGCGUGAUUGUUGUAAGAAACGCAUCUCCACUCCGUAACAAUACUCUUGCACCAUGACAUUGAAGUGCUGCACGUUAGAAAAAAAGAAAAUAAAUAAAUAAUAAUUAAAAAAAAAAAAAAAAAAAAAAAAAAGAAGUACAUUAUUUCAGGGUAAUGUUUUGUAAAAUUGUCUGCUAUACAAUAUUUACAUGAUAAAAUUAACAAAAGGAAAAAAAAAAAAAAGAAAGAAAAAAAAAUCAAUAAAAUUAUUAUACUAAAUAAUUAAGGAUAGAGAAACACGAUAUAUAAUGAUUAAUAAUAACGUAAGUAAGAUGUACCUACAGUUAUAGGCGGUAGGUAGAAUUACGUAAAAACUGAAUAGUGUAAUAAAAACGUAUCGUCAUUACAUGUGAACGGAUAUCAAUGUAAAUGAUAUUAUUGGUUCAUUCGGCAGAGCAAAAAUUACAUUAGAACCUGUAGCUGAUAUACAUAUCUUGUAUUCGUUAUACCAUAUCGAUGCGGAUAGGUCAAUCAAUUGCCACUCAAACUCUGACGGAGAUAUGGAAUAUUCUUAGGACCCUCCGAGCCCUACAUUUCUCUACGAAGCACUAUCCUUUGGCUUCGAUGCCAAGUCAUCGUGCUCGAUCACAUCAGAGGCCCUCGUAACUCUGGAGUUUGCUUGGAAAUUAGGGUGACCUAGCCGCUGAAAUAAGUAAAAUUAUCACGUAGGAGCCGUGUGUAUAGACCCAAUUAACACAUAGUGCCCCUCACCCAAAAUCAGUCUACAUAUCAAACUAGCUAGCACCGUGUCCAUUCCUCUUCCCCAACUACUUAGCCUCCUGGCAUCUCCGUCGAGCAGCUAUUCCUUCAAACUCACAUGGCAGCUUUUGAGCUUAUAACUUUGAAAAGUUUGUAAGCUUAUCGGCUGUUGAUUGUACGACACAUGAUGUGCUGCGAAAGGGAUAUCUGGACUUUGUAGCUCAUAUCACCCCACCUACCUAUGUAGCUACGUAAGUUUAUUAUUAUUCUAUAAUCCUAAAAUCGUUGUUCCCAAUUUCACAUAUCCAUUAUAAUUAUUACCACCUUAACACUAUGGUAUUGUAGUCGAUUAUUCUACCCUGUAUCACACUGCAUAAAUAAUUAACCAAUUGUAUAAUUCGUCGAUGAAUAUUUCUCCUUUUUAUCAUCGUUUCAAUUAAUGUUGUCAUUAUUAUUGAUUAUUGAUUAUUGAUUAUUGAUUAUUGAUUAUUUUUUAUUUAGAUUUAAAAUCACGAGCCAUGAUCGUCAUUCUUUUUUGUUUAAUUUCCAAAAUUUAUUAUUCGUAUAUUGUGAUAAUAUUUAGAACGAAAGGGACGUGCAAUUGAGAAUUAUGUCGUUUAACAUACUUCAAGCCAUCGUACUGCGCGAACAGAAUUAUUUAUUUAAUUGCAUUAAAAAUUUUUUGAAACAAUAUUGUUAUGUAUUUAUAUUGAUUGUAUUUUACACUAGAUACUACGUACACGUUGUUAAUUAGUUGCUAUCCGAACGAAAGCUGAACUAACUAAGGGUGGUUUUUUAGACCAGUUCCUCCGAUACGAUCCGAUAAUCUGACUAUUCCGGAAAUUAUUUUCUUCCAUUGUGCCCUUAAUUUAUUCAACUUUUUUUUUUUUUUUUCUUUCAUUUAUUACACACGUUAUAGGUGUAGUAAUCACUUUAACGUUAUUAUUUUUUAUCUUACAUGAUUGGUUUGCUCAACUAUUUAACUAUUAAUCGAUCCAGUUAAUUGUUAAUUUAUUCACGAUGCCAUAAAUUGAAAAUUAAUUUUUAAUCGAUUAGUAAAAAGUAAGCGGUCACCAAAUUUUUACUUCACUUGGCAUCGAUCGGUUAUACACUUUCGAACAGUGAUAUACUUCCCGAUUAUAAAAAAAAAAUGCUAAGAUCUGAUUAUUAUUAAUUUUUUUUUCGUUUUUUUUUUUCCAAUGGGACAAGUUGUAUUUUUCUCUCGCUAAUAAUUAAUUAUACUACUUAUCGAAAUUAGGUAGUUGAAAAUUGAAAACGAGCCGCCAUUUAAUUUUUCAUUACUAAUGUAUUUAUUACAUGUUAGUUGUAUUCAAUUAACAAUUGUAUAUAUUAUAUUAAAUAUUAUUUUAUAAACAGACCUGUAAUUCUCGUUCGAAUUGUCUCCGUAGUUAUUAUCAUUAUCAUUAUCAUUUUUAUCGUCCUUAUUAUUAUCAUUAUUAUCAUCAUCAUCAUUUUGAUUAAAUUCAUAUUAUUGUGAUUAUGCAUAAAUUGGCAGUGAAUAGAAAUUAUUAUUUGUAAAUUUCACUCAUCUACUUAUCCCUGUAUUUCUAUCAGGCAUUAUAAUAUUUUAUUCUCAAACGAAAUGAAAAAAAUUAAUAAGCAAACAAAAACGACGUUAUGUUGAUAACUACCAAUUUGACAGUAAAUGAGAAAAAAAGAACAUACCGAGUAUGAAAUAAAUUGAACUAAAUAAAGAAGAAAAAAAAAAUAUAUAUGUAUAAUAAUGAUGAAAAAGAAAAAAAUUACAAUAAAGGCAAUAAUAUUGUUAAAUUUCAAAUACAUAAACAUUGUAUUGUAUUUGAAUUGUAUAAGUUGCAUAAAAAAGACAGAUUUUCUUUAGAUAACGAUGCACUACAUGAUAUUUAAAAUAAUAAUCUAAGUAUGAAAAAAAAAUAAUAAAAAUAAAAAAAAAAUACACUGACUAUAUUUUCAUAGUUCAGUAGAAUUUUGCUUAGGUUAAAUGAAGAAAGAAACAAAAAGAAAAAUACACGUAAUAACUGAUGAUAUUUUAACAUUAUGUAAAACCAAACAAAGAAAUAAAAUUAAAUGAAACACAAUAAGACGAAGAAGAAAAAGAGAAAAUUAAAUGAAGGAACUAAAAAAAAAAAAA
Molecule: messenger RNA, 13605 nt
Organism: Athalia rosae (coleseed sawfly)
Lineage: Eukaryota; Metazoa; Arthropoda; Insecta; Hymenoptera; Athaliidae
Gene: mub
Product: poly(rC)-binding protein 1
Exons: 9
Coding region: 899-2587 (562 amino acids)
Biological process (GO): regulation of RNA metabolic process; regulation of gene expression
Cellular component (GO): cytoplasm; nucleus
Molecular function (GO): mRNA binding
Source: RefSeq, a predicted model, not a curated record